Molecule: messenger RNA, 1437 nt
Organism: Leucoraja erinaceus (little skate)
Lineage: Eukaryota; Metazoa; Chordata; Chondrichthyes; Rajiformes; Rajidae
Product: secreted phosphoprotein 24-like
Exons: 10
Coding region: 510-1238 (242 amino acids)
Biological process (GO): bone remodeling
Cellular component (GO): extracellular region
Source: RefSeq, a predicted model, not a curated record
AAGGUUGUUCUAACAUAGAAUCAGUGUGGACGGAUGAUCGAUGGUCGGUGUGGACUCAGUGGGCCGAAUGGCCUGUUUGCCUGCUGCAUCUCUAAAAACAAACAACAAAAUGAGACUCUGAGCAGGGAGCGGCCGGGAUGGCUGGCUUCCACUCACUGGCAAUUUACACGACCCAGGCAUUACACCGAAUAAUUUCAUCAUCUGACCAAGCACUUACAACUAUCUUAUUAUUAACUCAUCUUCCAAGGAAUAAGAUCUGAUCUCAGCCGUUUCCCACCAAACCUAAACACGAUGCUGACGCGGGGAGGAAGCUCUGUCCAUACUAGUAGCCCACCUUUCAUCUGAUUCCGGUGCCCACGACCAACACGUUGAGCAAACAUGAGUCAGUGUUUGAAUGUGGUUGAGGAGCAGUGUAUAAAGACCGAAGGCAGCGAGGUGAAGGCAGAUUAAGAGAGAGAAGCAGCAACUUUACUCUGAGAACCCAGCUAGCUGAUCCCACACGAGACAGAAUGAAAUCCUUCCUCCUCGCCAUCGCUGCCGUGCAGAUCCUCCACUGCUCAGGACUGCCAAGCACCAAGGAUGCUCUGAGAGCUUCAGUUGUAAAGUUGAAUGAAAUCACCGAGAUCACCAACCUGUGUGCGAUCACUAGGAGAGGUGUAACAACUACCUAUCGCACGGGUAAGCUGUCAUACAACGUGGAUUUAACAUUCUCCGUAAAAGAAACCGUCUGCUCCAAGAAUUCUGGACAGGAAUUUGAUGAUCCCAUUUGCACCUUCCGCCCUAAGAACAUUGCUGAGAAAGGGUUUUGCAAAAGCCGCGUGGAAUAUUUUGCUGAUAAGGUGGCUGACGUAGAUGUGGAGUGUGAAGGUCUGAAGACCAUUGACAGUGAGAGUGACUCAACAGAGUCCAAUGAAACCAGUAUUGAGGCUCAAAGCAAAACAAAUGAGACAUCACUAGAGGAAACCACAAGUGUGGAAAGCAAGUCAGAAGAAACUUCACUGGAAGAAUCUUCAAAUGUGGAAAGCAAGUCAGAAGAAACUUCACUGGAAGAUUCUUCAAAUGAAAAAUCCAAAUCAACAGAGACAUCGCUAGAAGAUCCAGACAAUGUAAAAGACAAGUCAAAAGAGUCAUCAAUUGAGGAGUCUUCCAAUAUGAAAAGCAAGUCAACAGAAUUAUCUCAGGAGGAGUCUUCAAACGAGGGAAUGAGGUCUCAAAAGGAAGACACUAACCAUGAAUGAAACUCCUGAGAACCUGAACUCAGUGUGAACACAAGAAGACCUCAUUCAGAAUAAACAAGAUAUUGUCACCUGUACUGUACUUGCCCAUAUACAAGGACAGGGGCCUGGAGCUCCUGACUGUACAUACCACUGUAACUGGGAGAUUCUACUGUUUGUAAAUAUUCUAUUCUGUGCUGUAUAUUAUUGUGUAAUAUGUUAU